Molecule: messenger RNA, 1098 nt
Organism: Candidula unifasciata
Lineage: Eukaryota; Metazoa; Mollusca; Gastropoda; Stylommatophora; Geomitridae
Source: the annotation of a GenBank genome assembly
AUGGCUGUCAAACUAGUCGCAUUAACAGACACUGGACCAGCGGUCAACAUCAGCAACUGGGGUUUCCCUAUCCGCGAUUCUCAGACUACCCAGAGACGGGGCAACAAUUACGUCGACGCUGACCCCGUCGCAGAUCUUGUUCAUUGGACUGUGGUUUUUGUGUUAACCCCGACAAUAUCUAUUAUUGGUGUUAUUGGCAAUUCCUUCAGCAUUAUUGUCUUGUCCAAACACGGCUUUAAGAAAAGCUCCAACAUCCUUCUCUUCAGUUUGGCAAUUUCCGAUAUCAUGUUUAUGAUCGGCAUUAAUGGGCCCUCCAAACCCAUGUACGAGUGGGGAGGGGAAGGCUUCGACUACCCGGAGGAGACGGCCCGAAUCCUCUAUUACGUUUAUCAGAUCACAGACAGUUUAAACUGGAUCUUCUGUCCCACCUCCUUCAGCAUCCCUAUCCUCAUCAUGGCUGAAAGACUCAUCGCCGUCUUCUUUCCAUUACGUUUCCACUCGUUAGUCACCGUGCGGCGGACAGUUGUGGCUAUUCUAGCUCCCCUAGUGUUGUCAACUAUUGCCCACAUCUACAUCCGCACCUGGUUCAAGUUCUCCUACGUCUUUGACAGCGCUAGGAACGUCUCAGUCGGGAUUGUCGGUCGGACUGAUGCCUACUGGGCACAACGUCAAGUGUCGGAGAUCUUCAAAAUCUGCGACAACGCCAUGUUUGUUUUUGUCCUUUUCGUAGGAGCUGGAUGUGUGGCGAUCGGGGUCAAGAUGAAAAUGGUUGCUAAGAAACGGCAGCAAAUGACCAAUAAUUUUAUGUGGCAGAAAGCUGGCAAGACAGAAGCGGAAUCUUCUAGAACAACUAAAAUGUUGCUCUGCCUGUGUAUCGUCUACUCAUUCGCCUGCUUUCCCGUCGGAUUUCCAGCCGUUAUCCCCGGGUUUAUGGUGUUUCCUGUGUUUGAAGACGAACCACGCCAUCGUUCUAUCGGAGUGUUCAUCUUUCAUGUCUACAAAAUGGUGUUCUGUGUUAACGCCUCCUGCAACUUUUACCUCUAUGUAGCCAUUAAUAAGAAGUUUAGAGACACGUUUCGAAGUUUAAUAUGUCGUUGA